Pseudophryne corroboree (corroboree frog) is the source of this 7292-nucleotide messenger RNA. RefSeq names its product phosphatidylinositol specific phospholipase C X domain containing 3 (gene PLCXD3). Gene Ontology annotation, biological process: lipid metabolic process. The record is from RefSeq and is a predicted model, not a curated record. Gene Ontology annotation, molecular function: phosphoric diester hydrolase activity. Lineage: Eukaryota; Metazoa; Chordata; Amphibia; Anura; Myobatrachidae. Gene Ontology annotation, cellular component: synapse. The transcript is spliced from 3 exons. Bases 91 to 1158 code for a protein of 355 amino acids.
CAUAACCACAAUGCACCCAGCACCACGGACAGCAGUAAGCUACUGAGUAACAAUGAUGGGGAAUUAGCAUGUGUGUGAGCCCGCAGCAUCAUGUGGGUGUGGUGCAGAGAGCAGGCUACACUCCGGAGCAAGCACUGCAAGCAGAAGGAGCCAGGCAGGCAGAGGAGUCAGGCAGACAACAGACAGAGCACAAUGGCUUCAUCCCAAGGGAAGAGCGACCUGCAAUUCGCUGAGUGGAUGGCAAAUUUGCCAGAAAGGAUCCACAGGGUCCCACUUACAAGUUUAGCUAUCCCAGGGUCACAUGAUUCCUUCAGCUUCUACAUCGAUGAGGCAUCUCCAGUUGGACCUGAGCAGCCAGAAACUGUCCAGAACUUCGUCUCUGUGUUUGGUACAGUUGCCAAGAAGCUGAUGAGAAAGUGGCUGGCCACCCAGACCAUGAGCUUUACAAGCCAAAUGGAGGCUGGAAUCAGAUAUUUUGAUCUCCGGAUUUCAACAAAACCUAGAGACCCGGAUAAUGAGCUGUAUUUUGCUCAUGGUUUAUUUAGUGCUAAAGUCAAUGAAGGUCUUAAUGAGAUUAACGCCUAUCUGUCCAAUCACAGUAAAGAAGUGGUGUUCUUGGACUUCAACCAUUUUUAUGGUAUGCAAAAAUACCAUCACGAAAACCUGGUUCAAAUGCUUAAAGACAUAUUUGGGAACAAGACGUGCCCAGUUAUCUUUGCCCAGGAAGUAAGUCUCCAGUAUCUUUGGGAGAGGAAUUACCAGAUCUUGGUCUUCUAUCACAGCCCAGUGGCUCUCGAGGUUCCAUUCCUCUGGCCUGGGCAGAUGAUGCCCGCACCCUGGGCCAAUACAACAGACACAGAAAAAUUAAUUCAGUUUCUGCAUUCGUCAAUUACUGAACGGAGGAAGAAAGGUACAUUUUUUAUUUCUCAGGUGGUAUUAACACCAAAAGCUAGUACUGUGGUCAAAGGAGUUACGAGUGGACUGAGAGAAACCAUUACCGAACGAGCCCUCCCCUCCAUGAUGCAGUGGGUGAGGACACAGAAGCCGGGUGAGAGUGGAAUCAAUAUCGUUACGGCAGAUUUUGUAGAACUAGGAGACUUUAUCAGCACAGUCAUCAAGCUGAACUAUCUGUUGGAUGAGCAAGACUGCACUACUUGAUAAUGCAAGAAACCUUUCCGGAAACAUGAAAUGCUGCAGUGUAAUUGUCUUAGCAAUGUUUUAUCAUAAAAACACAGAACUCUUCCUAUCACAUUCUCAAUCUCCAAGAUGCUUGGGUCCUGUAACUAGAAGGCCAAUGAGGAUAGCUAAACACAUUUUAUUUCCUAUGUCAAAAAACAAAAUAAAAAAUAAAAAAAGUUUUCAAUUUAACACCUGAAUGUGGGAAAAUAUUAACAACAUCAAAGAAUGGAGGGCAACUUUUGUUUAUGUUGUUUGAUGAGAUUUUAUCUUUUAAACCAAAGCAUAUAGUAGUUACAAAGUCUGAGUUACAGUUUUUUGGACUUUAUUUAAAAACAAAAAUUAUGUUGAUGCAUGCAAUCGUUAAAUCUUUUGAUAACGUUUUAUAGAAAUUCAGUGGACCUGUUAAUGUUGAAAAAGUACUUUUUGUACGUUGGUUGCAGAAAUGUAAAUUGUAUUUUUGUUUCAUUUUAAAAUCUUCAUAUUACUAUUGACAAAAUCCACUGCUUUCUAAAGUAGGCCGCCAAUGAGUCUGUUGAAGGCUAACGGAUUUGUUAUAAUUAUGGCUAAAAGUUGAUUAUUCAGCUCAUUAAGAAUGAGCUGAUUUGUAACACGAUAAGGCAGGAUUUACAGUAAGCACGGUGUUGCCUAAGCUAAGACUCAUGGUGACCUUGUGUAAGCUAUUUAACUGUUGUUUCUAUCUAACCAUAUAUUUACCAUUUUAAACUAUUCUGUGAGCAAACCGUACUAGUGAAACAAUUUGUUUAUCUUUUUUUUUUUUGUUAAUAGAUGUGCAGUUCUUGUAGGAUUGCUUAAAUUAGCCCUUCAAUGCAAAAAAAUAAUUAUAUAUUUUUUUUAUCCAAAUAUUUUUUUUUCUUUUCUUAAUGCUGGAAAGAUUAACUAUAUUGUGGACCGGUGUAUUGAAAAAAAAAAACAUAGGCGUGCAAUAUACUAAGAAAUAUGACACCAGUUUUUGUCUUUAUUCUGUCUUAAGUCUGAGGAGAGCCUACCAUUAAUGUGAUACAUUUAGUUUUUGUGUAUGUCCCUUUAAGUGUAUGCUAGCGGUGUGUCCUUUAAAUUAACCCUAAUGGCCCAGCUACUAAAUGUUUUUUGUUUUUUAUUAUGUAACGGUUCCUUUUUGGAUGCCAUUUGUCUAUAAAGUGAUGUAUUUGUACCAUGCCAAACGUUUAGCCUGUCUUCUCUUGAUAACUAUUUCAGUGAUACUCUGAAUCACAAGUUGGAUGCUAUGCAGACGCUAGUUUUUGAUGUAAUUAAUCUAUUUAUGUUUUAGCAGUGGAGUUUAUUGAUUAAUUUGUUUUAUAUUGGUAAGACCCAACGAAGAUGUGACUGCUUGAGUAAGCAGACCUGGCAUUACUAAAGAAUAGCAGACCCAGAGCCUGAUUACACUCAAUGGGACACUCGGCAGGUGACUUAAUUUGCUUAAAAGAACAAAAACACUCAAAAAUAGGUUACAGUAAUCCAGGCCUGUAGGCAGUAGCUAGGUUGCUUAACAGCAUAUUUGCUAAUAUGUAAAAUGAAGGUGGAGGUGGCCAUUGUGGGAGGACAGACCUGGCAAAUCAGGACAUUUGGCCCGUCCCCUGCAGUGCAGUGAAUCACGCCAUCAUGUGCCGAUGUGAUGGCAUCUCGCCUGUCCCAUUCAUCCCAUUUCACUAGCAAGUUAGUGGGGUGCGUUAGGGGUGCCAAACUCAUAACAGAUGAUCUAGCUCUGAACACCACUUUAAUACCCUUUUCACAGCUUUGCUUCAACCUGGGUUAUUGCCGGGUUUACCCGGGUCGCGGCUUUGUGUGAAAGUGCCCCCCAAAAAACCUGGGCUGAGUGACCUGGGAAUCCAACCCAGAUAGGGACCUGGUGUGGACACAGCAACUGCCUGUGUAAAGGGACAGUGUGAUUGGUUCAACCAGGGUCAUCAGACAUGGGUCCCGUUUACAGUAUAGAAAAAGCCGGAUAUCCGGCACUUAGAGGUGAUGUCAUCUCCAAGUGCCAGCAGAAUAUUUAAUACUGCACCUGUGUGCAGUGUAAAUGGCGCCAAGCCGGGAAUAACACAGGUCAGAGCUUCAGUGUGAAAACGAGAUCUGACCCGGAUUGGAACCAUGUUCCAAAUCUCGGUUCGGAUCUGCGAUUUUGAUGUGAAAGGGGUAUAGGGUAGGUUAUGGAGGAUGAAACAUUGCAUUGUGUUGUGUUUGAGGAUUUCAGCAAACUUUAACAUGUUGCAACAGGCACUGUGUUACGCUGUUAUGUAAGCGUAGACAAGCCGUCAGCAGUUUGCAAAAUACACAUUAAUCCACUUAUCAACAAUACUUUAUUUAUGACUGGAGGCAAUUCUGUUCAGUGUAACCACUACAUAUAUAUGGGAAGUAGGUAGUUUGGCAAUCUUCAUAGUGCCAGCAGUCAAUACUGUAUGUCCAAAGCAUUAUAUCAGUGGGAUAAUUGUAAAGGUGAUGGCAUUAUUACUUUAAAAGUGAUGCUUUACAGUACAAUAGGGUUAUGUUUAAAGUUACAAUGCUUUAAAUAAUAUUACGACAGCAUGAAGAUUGAUAAUACAUAUGUAUCCCCUAUAUACAGAGGAGGAAGACAUUUUUUGGACCAUUCGAAAAUUACUAUUUAAAGUCAUCAGGAACUAGUGACAUCACAAAGUGCCUCAUGUUUCCCUGAUAUUCAUUUAUAGUGAUGAUAAUAGACUUUAUUAUCAUGAAGAUUAUUUUAUCCCAGACCUGCUUCCUCCAGUGGGGAAAUAAAUGUCUUGCGUGUUAUUCUCAUAUUCUGCUGCAUCUCUGUUAAAAGCAAAUUAUUACAUCACCACUCCACUCCUCCUACCCUUGUUCAUGAUGGGAACAAACUCCCAUUUGAUUUCAUGUGAUGUCACCCCUUCCCCUCCACCAAUCCCCAAAGUGCUUUUCUGCACAGCAAGUUUGAUCAACUGCCAUUCUCAGUUAGAGAAGCACCUUCAAUCUUCAGCACAAGGGCUGUGAACUUCUAGCACAACAGAAAAAUGGGGACUGCCAAAAGCCAGUUACCAAAUUUGUAUAAUGUGAACAUAGUCAAUGAAAUAUAUGUGAAACAAGUUAUUUCAAAAACCUUUCAUCAAACAUAAUUCAGCUCCAUCUGAGCAGUGUUCAAUGCGGAACUCUAUCCAAUACCCAGAGCAUUCUAGUGACUGAUAUACAACAUAAAAAAACAUUUUGACCUCUAUACAAAAAAAGAUACAGACAGCAUUCAAAUGGCCUUUACACAGUACAGAGUUAUUUCAUGUGACCAAUCUACAGUGCAGAAGCAUUCUAGUGACCAGUGUGCAAGUUAGAGUGCUCUAGUGAUGACUAUAAAAUGUGUAAUCUAAGUACAUACUGUAUAAUAAAGUGAGCAUAUUUGUAACUGAAAUACAAUACGGAGAAUACUCUAGUGGGAAAUACAAUACAUUAAACAUAAAAAAGUGGAAUUAAAUCCAAGGCACAAAACAACUAUGUAGCCACUUGUAUAAACUGAGGGGCACUAAAUCCUCAAAAACUCUACAUAUACCAAUCACAUACAAGUGUAAAGCCCUCAGUAGUGUUCCAGAAUGAUAAUAUAACACAACUGGUCCCAAUGUAAUAUCUGAAAUCUUCCACUAUAUAGUAUAUCAUAUGACAGUCUCUCUUCAAGUUCAACGGUGGUGACAAAAUUCCAAUUUUCACAUGUAGAAGAAAAAACAACAACAACAUAGUGUAACUGGUAUAUACAGCAUACACCCUAAACAUACACCAAAACAUAGAGUGACAGAGAGCCAACUAUACAGAUACACAACUAUAGACAAUAGACAAUUAUAUAGAUAGACAAUUCAAACAGUAUCCAUCAGUGUUGCUGUAACCGUGGGUUUCCUGAAGAACACUCUACACCUGCACAAAGUACUGUAGAAUGUUUUUAAAUAAACAUAUCACCCCUUUCCCUGUAGUUCAGUUUUGUGUUAAUAAAAUUAGUGUAUUCAUUUUUGUAGGUACUUUUCAAAAAGGUAAUAAUAACCUGAAAAUAUGACAACAGGAGCAUAAAAAAAUGUCAGUCAUUCCAACAGUGACCAUAAAUAAUAAUUAAUUAAUUAUUUAAUUAAUUCAUUCAUUCUUUCAUCCAUUCAUUCAUUCAUUCAUAGAAGUACAAUAAUCCCUAUUACCACUAUUAAUAUGUAAUGUUAUGCCUUGGGUAUGGUUUACAUUCCUAGAGCUCAGUAUUUGCAAUGCAAAAAAAACCUUUUACUUUUUAUAUUCCAAGGCUAACAAAUGUAAAGUAAAACAUUGUAAGUAGUUUAAAGAAACAUUUAAAAGAUUUUAAUUAGUUGUCAUUUAUUUUUCACAAUUAAUUUAGUUCAGUUUUAUAAAAUGAGUUCCUAAAUGAUUGAUGGUAGAAUGUACAAAAGAUUUAAACAUUUUACUCUUGUUUUCCUCCAAAUGGUCACAUAAUAUUAAGAUUUGUUUCUUAAGAGAAAGAAAGAUAAUGAGUAUUUGUUUUCCAAUUCACAUAUCUUAUAAUAAUAUUUUAGGAGGAAUUUUGCACCUAACCCAGUAAUUCUGUGCAAUUAAAUUUGUAUUAUUAUUAUUAAGUGAUUUUUUUUCUACAAUUGACAAUUCUAAUCAUUAUUAGAUCUGCAUAGUUACAAAUAUAAUGUCAUUUUUGUAUUUUCCAUCAUGAUAAGACCCAGUGGCCAGUACAAUUUAUGAUAACUUGCAUUUAGCAUCUGCCAAUUGUUAAGCACCACAACACAGGUGUCUACUAUUAUUUGAAUAAUAGUUAAUUAUAUAUUUACAGUGGGAUCUAUCACUGUUAAUUAUUUUUUACGAGUCUGUUAUACAUUAAAAGUUAGUUGUGCAUAAUAAAGGCAUACUUCCUUGUUUGAUCAUAAUUUUUUUUAUCAGUUUAGUCUUUCUCUUCCCCAUUGCCAAUGUCAAUUAAUGGAGAGCAGAGAUUAGAAAUUAUAUUUUUAAGCAUGUUCUAUUGUUUAUUGUUUAAGCAAUUUUCACAGACUAACCUUUUCAAUGUUGCAUUCUAUUGGUUGUACUUCCUACCAUUCAAGAGCUUUUUCUUUUAUACAAAGCUCUUCAGACUUAUUUUAAUCUAAUAAUAAUAACACCAUAUUCUUAAAUAUGAAUUAUAUAACACAAAGGAGUAGAAAAUGUUAGAUGGUCAAGAAAAUUAUUAUAAAAAGUCUGAAAAAAAUACUUGUAGAGUGAGUAAGAUUAAGAAUGCCAUAUCAAACCCUUAUUAUAUUUGAAAAAAGGCCCCAUUAGUAUUGUUAUGGAGGAGAUGCAUUAAAAAGAGAGACAACUCUGACAAUCAAAUGGAUAUGUAUAGAUAGUUAAUAAAAUGAAUUGUCCAAUUUGGUAUGAUCUUUCCCAGCGCUGUUUUGACACAUUUUAAAAAAAAUCUAAUUACGUUUUAGAAACAUUACAUAUGUAAAUAUAAAAUAAAAAGCAAAUAUUUUAUUAAUAUAAAACUUUACGGGAAUUAAAGUGACAUUGGUAAAAAAAUAUACAUUUUCUCACUGGUAAGUAAGGACAUAUUGAAAAUCUAAAAUAUGUCUGUAUUUCCAUAUCUGUGACAUCACAUUUUAUUUUAUAAAAUUAGUGCUAAAAAAUUAAGUUUUAGAAACAUUACAUAUGUAAAUAUAAAAUAAAAAGCAAAUAUUUUAUUAAUAUAAAACUUUACGGGAAUUAAAGUGACAUUGGUAAAAAAUAUAAAUUUUCUCACUGGUAAGUAAGGACAUAUUGAAAAUCUAAAAUAUGUCUGUAUUUCCAUAUCUGUGACAUCACAUUUUAUUUUAUAAAAUUAGUGCUAAAAAAUUACAUUACCUGACUAGAAGACUAACUUUUAACCAGUAUCAUAAUCCUCAAAAUAAAAACCAAAAACACAUAAUGUUGGAAUUGCAAAUAUGCAGUGAAAUUCUGUGAGUUUUACCCAUCAUUUGUAAAAAAUAAUUUAAUUAUCAUCAUAUUGACUAUGUCCACAUUCUAGUACUAAUAAAAAAAAUGACCUCCAGAAUAGGUUUCUGAAAUUUCUUCCAUACUUAAAUUCAUGGUUUUCAUAGUAUUUAUUUGAUUUUCUGUUCAGAAACUAUUAUUUGUAAUUCUAGUUU